AUGGGUGCAGGAAGGAAGACAGAGACCUAUACAUUGGCUCCAGAUGGAUACCCAUAUGGAACUAUGUGUGUGAGGAAUCUUAAGAAGGGAGAUCUUUGUGCGGUUAUUUUUGGAUGCAAAUUCAGCACUAUCAAAGAGUGCUAUGCUAAGAAAUUGUUUGGUUUACCAUCCCCUCAUAUGGCAUAUAUCAAGAACAUCGAUCCCGGUUUGACCUUGUUUCUGUUCAACUACAGUGAUCGAACACUUCACGGCAUCUUUGAAUCUGCAAGUGAAGGAAAACUGAACAUUGAUCCCAAAGCUUGGUCUCCAAAUGGGACAGAUCCAAGUCCAUAUCCUGCUCAGGUAAGGGUACGAGUCCGAGUGCAGUGUGAGCCCUUGCUUGAAGAACAGUUCGGCCCAAUAAUUGCUGAGAACUACAAGGAUGAAAAGAUGUUUUGGUUUGAACUAGAUCGAGUGCAGACAAACAAGCUUCUCCGUUUGUUUAAACCAUCACCAUCUGUAAGGGGACCAUCGAUCUCCAGCAAUGCUGCACCACCAUCCAGAAAGCCUAUCCCCGCAUCUUCUCUUGCAGAGAUAGGUGAGUUAGGAGCACCACAUGUUGAUAAGUGGAGCAGUCUUUUCAAAACCUCAGAUGGUUCUAGUGAAAACAAAGGAAAAGACUCAAAAGACGGCGGAGCAGUUUCAAAUGUGGUCAAUCUUGGAAAAACUAAAGAGUGGGAAGCAGCUGCCAAUAAUGCGGAUGUGCGAAAUGCUCAACCAUCAGUGUCACAAUCUGGUUCAUCUUACUCAUCAGUUCUGAAAAACAUGACUGCUCCUUCAACCCAGGAAAAGAAAACUUCUUUGACAAAUGAAGUUCCAUCUCAAGCAGGUAAAGGAGUUGCAAAUAAUUGGUCAUCUGCUUAUCAUCAACAAAUUCUCCAUCCGACACAAAAGGGAACUUCUGCUACAGUUAACAAUGUAAUAGGACCAAGCAAGAAAGCUUUUACUGAGGACACAUGUUCAGAAAUCGAUUGGGAUGCUGCGUCAAACUUUAAAGUCCAUCUUGAAGGACUGAACAGGAUUUUGGACGAUCCUGGGGCUAAUAACAAUGGUUUCAAGAGAUUUGAUGGUAACACGGGAUUUGCUUCUUCUUCUUCUAUGGUGCCUAAUCAUUGGGAGGAUGAGGAAGUGAAUGUAGAUAAAUCACCGUGUGGAUCCUCGUAUGUUUCCGCCAUGACAGGAGACACACUUGAUGACCUUGGAGAUGACAAAGAGAAGCAGCAGCGUAUGGAUAACUUCAAUUUGGAAAUGGGAUCCACCACUUUCGUCGAUAUCUUGAAUGAGAUACUGUCGGAAGUGAAAGAGUUGAAGCUAACUCAGAUGAAACAAGCUGAGUAUAUGAUUUCUUUGGAGAUGGAUCAGCUUGAAUCAAGAAAAGAGAUACUACGACUGAAGGCGAGAAAUGGGAGUUCUUAA
Arabis nemorensis is the source of this 1455-nucleotide messenger RNA. Lineage: Eukaryota; Viridiplantae; Streptophyta; Magnoliopsida; Brassicales; Brassicaceae. The record is from the annotation of a GenBank genome assembly.